AGUCAACGGAGUCCAUUGACUCUUCUGCACGAAUCGGAUCAACGGUCGAAUCGCAAAUUCAGUGCAUGCCGUCGCAGAGGAGCACUAUGGGCUCUGCAACGGAGCCAGCUAAAGUCCAGAUUCUGGGCAAAGAGUCGAUAAUCGUGGACUAUGAUCUCUUCGAGAAGUACAUUCCUCACGAUCUGCUCGCCAACAUCCCCGCCUCGACGUAUGUCCUGAUUACAGAUACAAACCUUGCGCCCAUCUACGUGCAGCCUUUCAAGGAUGCUUUCGACAAUGCCAGGAAGAGCCUCGAUUCCAGCGCGCGUUUGCUGGUCUACGACCGAGUUGCGCCGGGCGAGACAUCCAAGUCUCGCUCAACCAAGGCGGCCGUGGAGGACUGGCUGCUCAGUCACAAAUGCACGCGCGACACUGUCAUAAUAGCCCUAGGAGGCGGCGUCAUCGGGGACAUGAUCGGCUAUGUUGCUGCAACAUACAUGCGCGGUAUACGCUUCGUUCAGGUUCCCACUACGCUACUUGCUAUGGUAGACUCGUCAAUUGGAGGCAAGACGGCUAUCGAUGUUCCUGCUGGCAAGAACCUGAUUGGCGCAUUCUGGCAGCCCGAACGGAUCUACAUUGACCUUGGAUUCCUUGAUACCUUGCCUAGAAGGCAAUUUAUCAAUGGGAUGGCAGAGGUGAUCAAAACUGCAGCGUUUCGGGAUGAAAGGGAGUUUGAAUUCAUGGAGGAUAGCGUUGAUGCUAUUAUGGAAGCUCUGGAUUCUCCCGAAAAAGGAAAGGCACGAUUUGCAAAUAUCACACCGAUCAUAAAGAGGAUUGUGUUAGGGUCCGUAAGGGUCAAGGCGGCUAUAGUAUCAGCAGAUGAAAGAGAAGGCGGGUUGAGGAAUUUACUCAACUUUGGGCACUCAAUUGGUCAUGCUAUCGAAGCCAUUCUUACCCCGCAGAUGUUGCAUGGAGAAUGUGUGGCCAUUGGCAUGGUGCUCGAGGCUGAAUUAGCACGCUAUCUUGGUCACCUCAAACCCGAAGCUCUGGCGAGGCUGUCGAAAUGCAUUUCUGCUUACGGCUUACCUGUCUCUUUGCAGGACAAGAAUGUGAAGAAGCUCACGAGGAACAAACAUUGCCCAGUCGACGAACUGAUCUCUAUCAUGGCUGUGGACAAGAAGAAUGCAGGCAAGCAGAAGAAAAUCGUCUUACUUUCUGCCAUUGGCAAGACAGUAGAAGAAAAGGCAAGCAGCGUGGAUGACGACGACAUCAGGUUCAUUCUUUCGCCAAGCGUAUUGGUCCAUCCUGGAGUUUCUUCAAAGAAUGUGACAUGCACCCCUCCAGGGUCAAAAAGCAUAUCCAAUCGUGUUCUUGUGCUUGCAGCGUUAGGCAAAGGCACAUGCCGCAUACGAAAUCUUCUUCACUCGGAUGACACACAGGUCAUGUUGAACGCUAUAGUGAAACUAGGAGGCGCAACAUACUCAUAUGAGGAAGAUGGAAGUGUCCUCGUACUCCGUGGGAACGGUGGUGCAUUAAAGGCAAGCUCGGAAGAGCUCUAUCUUGGCAAUGCCGGGACAGCUUCGCGUUUCCUGACCAGUGUUGUGACCUUAGCUACGCCAAAUAAUGGACAAGAGGCAACAGUAUUGACUGGUAACGCGAGAAUGAAGGAGCGGCCAAUUGGUCCAUUGGUGGAUUCGCUACGCGACAAUGGCGUCGAUGUGGGCUACCUCGAGAAACAUGGCAGCCUGCCUGUUCGUGUGAAAGCAACGGGCGGGAUCGCUGGUGGUGAAAUCAAUCUUGCUGCAACAAUUUCCUCACAAUACGUCUCUUCACUGCUCAUGUGCGCUCCGUAUGCGCAAAAACCUGUCACUCUGCGACUUGUUGGCGGCAAACCUAUUUCGCAAUUGUACAUCGAGAUGACAAUCGCGAUGAUGGCGUCCUUCGGUGUGCAUGUCAAGAAAUCGACAACAGAAGAGAACACAUAUCACAUACCAUGUCAGGCUUAUACGAAUCCUUCGGAGUAUGAAGUUGAGAGCGAUGCAAGCUCUGCGACGUACCCUCUCGCCAUUGCUGCCAUUACGGGAACGACAUGCACGAUACCAAACAUUGGUUCAAAGUCGUUACAAGGAGAUGCUCGAUUUGCUGUCGAUGUUUUGCGACCCAUGGGAUGUACCGUUGAGCAGACUGCCACCUCAACCACAGUUACAGGCCCAGCCAGGGGCGGCUUGAAAGCGAUUCCAGAAGUUGAUAUGGAGCCUAUGACUGAUGCCUUUCUAACAGCAUCAGUUCUUGCUGCUGUCGCUAAUUCAGGAACGACACGCAUUUUGGGCAUUGCAAACCAGCGAGUCAAAGAAUGCAAUAGAAUUGAAGCCAUGAGACUCCAGCUUGCCAAAUAUGGUGUCAAAUGCCGGGAACUCGAUGAUGGUAUCGAGAUCGAUGGCCAUGGCUUUGAUCUGCUAGAGCCGAAAGGUGGCAUACAUUGCUAUGACGACCAUCGAGUAGCGAUGAGUUUCAGCGUGCUCUCUGUGGCGGCCCCGACGCCGUCGUUGAUCCUAGAACGACAGUGUGUGGGAAAAACUUGGCCAGGUUGGUGGGACGUAUUAAGGCAGCUGUGGAAAGUUAGACUCGGGGGUGUCGAGCUCCCUCAACCCUCGAAAUCUCUUGUCAACGGUCAUACCAACGGCACGACUGUGCAUAAGUCAAUUUUCUUGAUUGGAAUGAGAGGUGCGGGAAAAACCACAGCAGGAAGUUGGGCAUCCCAGCUGCUCGGCUGGCCGCUCCUCGAUCUGGACACUGAGAUGGAGCAGACCCUUGGUAUUUCAAUUCCUGACAUUGUACGGCAGAAAGGCUGGCCGUACUUUCGAGAAGAGGAAGCCAAGUUAUUAGAGCGCAUAAUGCGUGAGAAGCCGACAGGGUACAUUAUCGCCUGUGGCGGUGGUAUUAUCGAAACACCGGCGUGUCAAGAGAUGCUAGUGCAAUACAAAAAGCAAGGUGGCAUCGUGCUUCAUAUAUCUCGAGACAUUGAGAAAGUCAUGGAGUUUCUGAACGUGGACAAGACCAGGCCAGCUUGGAAUAGUACAUUGAUGGACACAUGGAAGUUCAGGAAGCCACUCUAUCAGAAGUGCAGCAGCCACCAGUACCACAGUGCUUCCGUUGAAUCUGGUGGCUUAGCAAAUACACUUGAGGACUUCGCAAGAUUUUUAAAUCUGAUCAUUGGACAGAAGUCUGCGCUUGAUGAAAUCAAGAGAAAGAAGCACAGUUUCUUCGUUUGUCUCACCUUUCCCCAACUUGGACCGUACCUGGAUGUUUUAAAGGAAGUAGUGGUCGGUGCGGAUGCUGUCGAACUUCGUGUUGAUUUACUGGAAGAUCCAACGAGCAAGGAUGGACUCUGUACACCGGAUUUUCUAAUACAACAAGUUAGCUUGUUGAGGUCUGCUGUCUCAAUACCGAUCAUCUUCACGCUUCGAACGAAAAGUCAGAGUGGUAAAUAUCCAGAUGAUGCUCACGACAAAGCCAUCGAACUUUAUCGAACAGCCUUACGCUUGGCUCUCGACUUUAUCGAUCUUGAGAUGACAUCGCCGGACAGCAUACUGAAAGAAGUAUCCGAGAACAAGGGUUUCAGCAAGAUAAUUGCUUCGCAUCAUGACCCCAAGGGUGAGCUGUCUUGGAGAAACGGCUCGUGGAUACCUUUCUACAACAAAGCCCUCAUCUACGGAGACAUCAUCAAGCUUGUCGGAAUUGCCAAGACUUACCAGGAUAAUUAUGCUGUUGCAGAAUUCAAAGAGUGGGCGAAGACAUCUCACGAUGUCCCGCUGAUUGCCAUGAACAUGGGCGAGCUGGGCAAAGCUAGCAGAAUCCAAAACGGCUUCAUGACUCCAGUUUCACAUCCAAAGUUACUCUCUGCUUCAGCACCAGGACAGCUAUCUGCUGCUCAAAUACGCCUGGGCUUAUCACUGCACGGCCUUAUACAGCCGAAGAAGAUGUGCAUCUUCGGCUUUCCGGUACAGCAGUCAAGGUCGCCGGCACUCCAUAACGCAUUGUUUAAGGAAACGGGUCUUCCGCAUAGCUACAGCCUGCACGAAACGGACACUAUAACCGAGGAGCUGAAGAAGACGAUUCGAUCACCGGAUUUUGGCGGUGCUUCAGUGACGAUACCACUCAAGCAGGAGGUGCAGCCACUUCUUGACGGUGUAGGUCCCGAAGUCGAGAUCAUCGGCGCCUUAAACACUAUUGUGCCGGAGGAGAGCAUCGAUGCAUCCGGCAAAACAAUCACACGUCUCAUUGGAUAUAACACAGAUUACCUAGGAAUGAUGCUAGUUCUGAGGAAUGCUGGUGCUCAAGGUGGCGCUGGCUCUCAGAGUGGUCUUGUGAUUGGAGGUGGUGGCACAGCGCGGGCUGCUAUUUAUGCCUUGCAUUCGAUGGCUUAUACGCCGAUUUACCUAAUCGGUCGUUCUCCAGAAAAGUUGCAAAAGCUUGCUGAAAGCUUUCCGAUUGACUACAACAUCAAAGUUGUCCCGCAAGGUACACCGAUCGCGCAGUCAUUUGAUGUGCUACCGAGCGUUGCAAUCAGCACUAUCCCAGCAGACAAACCCAUCGAAAAGGCUAUGCAGAUCACCGUAGCUCAGAUCUUCGAAGAAGGUGGACGGAGAACACCGCCUACUGAGAAGGAACCCAAGAUCUCGGCGCCGAAUCAUCCUGCCGUUGGGCUGUCGAAGAGUAGGAUUUUGCUGGAGAUGGCGUAUAAGCCCCCGGUAACAGAGAUGAUGAAACUUGCUGAGGCCGCAGGGUGGAAAACUGUUAACGGGUUGGAGGUUUUGGUGGGCCAAGGCGUGUAUCAGUUUAAACUUUGGACUGGGAUUACGCCACUUUAUGAGAGCGCAAGAGCCGCAGUUAUGGGUACCGAGUAGUCUUUGUCAAUUUCUUUCGGAAUCGUAGCCGUACCAAAGAUUCAGAACAUUUCGACGCAACGGUUAAGUUGCGAAAGAAAUAAGAUAUUUCAUAGAUGUUGAAAACUUACCACUUGACACAUCCAAGUCUCAACAUUCGUGCCACUUCAUCUAGCAUUUUCUCAUCCAAAGGCGCAAUGCUGAAAAAGAGGAUUGGCCGUAGUUUCAACGUGCAGAAGAUACAGAUGAGAUGGUGUUAACAAGAAGCGAGACCUGUGCUAAAGCCUGAAAACCAUUGUCGCCAUGUUUUGAGAAUGAACCAACGCAGG
This is a messenger RNA of Verruconis gallopava, 5194 nucleotides long. Its product is annotated as 3-phosphoshikimate 1-carboxyvinyltransferase. NCBI's taxonomy places the organism in Eukaryota, Fungi, Ascomycota, Dothideomycetes, Venturiales, Sympoventuriaceae. Gene Ontology annotation, molecular function: shikimate kinase activity; 3-dehydroquinate dehydratase activity; shikimate 3-dehydrogenase (NADP+) activity. The record is from RefSeq and is a predicted model, not a curated record. Gene Ontology annotation, biological process: chorismate biosynthetic process; aromatic amino acid biosynthetic process. The transcript is spliced from 2 exons. Gene Ontology annotation, cellular component: cytoplasm. The coding region runs from base 66 to 4886 and encodes 1606 amino acids.